AGUCAAUAAGGCAUCAAAAUGGCGGAGCUUGAGCAGAUUCUACAAAAACUUCUUGUACCGGACAAUGCAGUGAUCAAACAGGCAACAUCAGAAUUGCGAGAGGCUUUCAAGAAUCCUGCAGUCGUCCCAUCGUUGAUUACAGUGUUGACCAGCUCACAGAAUCCCCAGGUGCGGCAGUAUGCUGCUGUUCUCCUCAGGCGACGUGUAGUCAAACAAUGGACUAAAUUAUCCCCAGAAAUACACCAAAUACUCAAACAGUCAUUAUUACAAGUUCUGAUCCAAGAGCCAAUCCAACUCGUUCGGCAUUCAACAGGUCAAAUUGUGAGUGUUAUUGCAAAGUUUGAAUUGCCUGCUGGACAAUGGCCAGAACUGUUACAAUUCUUGAACGAGUACAUCAGAAGCAAAGAACCUGCCCAAAGAGAAAUGGGAAUGUUUGUUCUGAGCUCAGUUACAGAGACUGUUGGAGAGCAGUUGAAGCCCCAAUUUCCUGUUCUUUUGACACUCUUUUCAUCAACAUUAGAAGACCAAGGCAGUAAGAUGGUACCAUUCUACACAAUAAGGGCUCUGAUGUCAAUGAUAGAAAGCAUUGGAACAGAUGAAGUGUCCUACAUCAGACCUCUAAUACCAAAGGUUAUGACUGUUGUUGAGGCUCUCCUUGAAGUAGAUGAGGAUAAAGCCUGCGAAGCCAUGGAAAUCUUUGAUGAGUUGGUUGAGUCUGAAGUCAGUAUUGUUACUCCACAUUUGGUGCCAUUGAUGGAGUUCUGUUUGAAGCUUGCAAUGAAUACCAAGUACACUUACAAUUCUCGUAUUAAGGCUUUAUCAUUCAUUAGUUGGCUUGCUCGCAUCAAACCUAAGUCGUUGAUUAAGAACAAACUUAUCAUGCCCACACUAGCUGUUGUUUUUCCAAUCAUGGCUGCUGCUCCCAGUGAAGAAGAAUUAGAAGAAAUGGAUGAGGAGUUGGAGGAUGGGGCAGAAGCCAGUAGACCUUGUGCUGUAGCCUCACAGGUUCUAGACAACCUUGCUUUACACCUUCCGCCAGAGACACUUAUUCCUCCACUGAUGGAAUUUAUCCAGCCUGCGGUUGGAAGUGCAAACCCUUACGAGAGAAAAGCAGCUCUUAUAGCAUUGGCAGUUCUGGCUGAAGGUUGUGCAGAUUACUUGAAAAACAGGUACCUGGAAGCGGCGCUUGAAACAGUUUGCAGAGGGUUGUCUGAUAGUCAACACAUUGUCCAGAAUGCUGCACUCUUUGCUCUUGGACAGUUUUCCGAACAUCUUCAGCCGGACAUUAGUGCAUACAGUGAAAAGAUUCUUCCAAUUUUGUUUGAACACCUUGGGCGUAGCACCAUGAACAACAAAGACCAGUGCCCUAGCGCAACGCGGACAUACUACGCAUUGGAAACCUUCUGUGAAAACCUAGGCGAAGGAAUACUACCAUAUCUUCCUGCUCUCCUAGAAAAGCUUUUAACGGUACUAUCAACAUCACAGAAUACACAUCUAAAAGAGCUGGCUAUAAGUGGCAUCGGUGCUACAGCUAGUGCAGCAAAAGAAAACUUAGUACCCUACUUUCCUCAAAUAGUGGAACUUAUCAAGGUUUACUUAACAAGCACUGCCGAUGGAAAUUUACUUCAGGUGCAAACUAUAGAUACUCUGGGAGUCUUAGCGAGAACUAUUGGUGCACAGAACUUUCUUCCACUUGCAGAAGAAUGUAUACAACUAGGGCUGAAUCUUCUUGCGCAAGACAGGGAUCCCGACCUAAGAAGAUGCACGUAUGGUUUGUUCGCAUCUAUUUCAACUAUCUUGAAAACCGAUAUGGAGAAAUUCUUACCAGACAUAAUGAAACAUAUGGUCGAUUCUUUACAAUCUACUGAAGGGAUCGUGACACAUUACGCAGAAGAAGACGAUCCGUCAUUCUUGCUGGAAGACGAGGAGGUGGAAGACGAAGAACUGGAAGAUGAUGAAGACAUUACCGGAUAUAGCGUGGAAAAUUCUUAUUUGGAAGAAAAAGAAGAUACGUGUAAUGCUUUAGGAGAAUUAGCAGAAAAUACAGGCAUCAAGUUCCUUCCAUAUCUCGACGAAGUCUCUAAAGAGGUUUUACGCCUAGUACAAUUUCCACAUACAGGAGUGCGUAAAGGUGCUGUAACAGCCUUGGGUCAAUUCUGUGUUGUUUUUCAUAAGGUCUUGGAAGAGAGUCAAACUCAAGAUAGAACACCCUUGCAACGUCUUGUUGCUACAACUGUUAACCUCUACAUCACCGUCAUUACAAAGGACAAAGAUAGGACAGUAGUCAUGGCAACUCUUCAGGCGUUGAACGAGAUGCUAACGAACAUGAAGGGUGCUGCGCUGGUCGGUGAAGGUCACGUGGACUCCAUCGUUGCGGCUGUAAGAGCUAUAUUUCUUCAACAGACUGGAUGUCAAGAAGACGAAGACGAAUCAUAUGACGGUGAUGACGAUCAGCAGGCGGAGUUCGACGCCAUGUUAAUCGAAUACUCGGGAGACUGUCUACCAGCCCUUGCUAAUGCUAUUGGUGGCCAAGCCUUCGCUCCUUACUUCGCAGGAUUCAUGCCACUUCUUCUUAAGAAAAUCCGCAAGUCGUUACCAACAUCAGACAAAUCGUUCGCCAUUGGUACCAUAUCAGAGGUUGUUUUGGCACUUGGCCCAGCGACCAUUCCUUUUGUCCAACACCUGUACCCAGUCUUUGUUGGAGCACUCAAAGACCCGGAUGAUGAAGUACGAAGUAAUGCUACAUAUGGACUGGGACUACUCGUCAUGAAUGGCGGUGAUGUUAUGGUUCCAUAUUACCAGGUGUUGUUGGAAGCCUUUUUCUCAAUGUCCUCGUCAGAACAGCCUGGUCGUGUUGUAGAUAAUGUUUGUGGUGCUGUGAGCCGGAUGAUUAUGGCGAAACGGUCAGCGGUACCCCUUGACAAGGUGUUUCCAAUGAUUAUCCAAUGUUUACCGCUCAAGGAGGAUUUUGAGGAGAAUCCUACCGUCUAUUCGUGUAUUAUUGAACUGUUUAGCGAUCAACAUCCACAGGUCAUGCAACAUCUUGGUCAUAUUUUAGGAAUCUUUGCUCAAGUUUUACCGUCACCUGACCUUCAAGAAGAUGUUCGUGCAGGAUUAGUUAACAUGACCAAGAGUGUUCGUCAACAAUAUCCUCAAGAUUUCGAGACCCUACUGCAUUCUUUACCACAAGACAGAGCGCAAAUCCUUCUUACAGCUACUCAAGCACCUAGUUAACGGUUUGAAUUAGAUAUAAAUAAGUUAAAUCAGUUCUUAUUUUGAACCUGCUAAUAUAGCGGGAUAUCAAGUUACUCCCAGUUCGAAAACGAUUUACUUCAAUUAAACGCAGGUUCUUCUAACAGCGUAUCGAAAUCUGUCAGUGUUUCACAGCACAAGAUUGGUUGACGAUAACAAAACAUUCCUCAUUAGCUUCUCUUGUUAGAUCAACCAACAAGGCGGCUGUUCUAUUGUUAUUUAUAUCUAAAGGGAUUUUUAGUUAUCUGGUUGCAAUCCAAUAAUUCUAUCAAAAAUUAUUUGCGUGCUGGCGAGCUACUAGAGCAAUUUAACAAGAGAUGUAAGUUUGAUUUGAACGCAAAGAUAUUUACAAUGACUCAGUCGAAAACCCAUGACACUUUAGAAUUAAUGGAUAUCACCGCAAUAUGGGUAUGACUGUGACAUGGAACCGUUCAAAAAUAUCACACAAAGUAAAUCUUUAAAAAAUUUUUGCGGGGAGGAAGUUUAGAAAUUGUUUCAGGUUUUGGUAAUUCCAUGUAGCGUACGUGUUAUGAAAGGUUCAUUUCCUGUGCGGAUACUCCAAUCGGGACUACUUCGAUAAACUAGUAUCAUUAACCAAUCAUAUUGCGACAUUUAGUUCAAUAUUUUUUAACCAGCCAAUCAGAUAGCGCAUCGAUAUUAUAAGAGCGUGAGAACGUGAUAAUCUGAUUCGCUAACGCUGUUAUGAGUUCAAUCUUUGUCUAGUUUACUGUUAUCUGAUUGGUCAGUUUAAUUCAAGUGGUCCCGGUUAUUGUGUCCGCACAGUAAUAUGACUAGGGGGACAAGAAAGGUGUUGAAUUUUGAAAAAUGAUUUUUUCAGAACCCCCGAUUUUAGAAGCAGUCAAAUGCCCACCCCUCGUCAUAUUAAAUGGAUCUUCCUUUCAGUCUUAAAGUAAUCUCAUCUUUAUAAUACUAUUUAAAUAUUCUGUCACUGACUUAGUAACUGAACAUUUUGAAAAAGGAUAGAUUAUAGUGAAUAGAAUAGAAAGUGAAUGCAACAAUUGAACCAUUAAAAAUGAAUCUACUUUUAA
This is a messenger RNA of Actinia tenebrosa (Australian red waratah sea anemone), 4301 nucleotides long. RefSeq names its product importin-4. NCBI's taxonomy places the organism in Eukaryota, Metazoa, Cnidaria, Anthozoa, Actiniaria, Actiniidae. The record is from RefSeq and is a predicted model, not a curated record. Gene Ontology annotation, biological process: protein import into nucleus. Gene Ontology annotation, molecular function: small GTPase binding.